GUUGUGUUUAUACUUUGUUUUAAUACCUCUGUGCCUUUGAAGUAAUGUUUGCAAAAGAAUAGCAAAAGGCGCCCAUUCGUUCGUGUGAUAUAAUUGUGUCCAACGUCCGGUCCGUCCGGUCCGUCCGGUGAUCUACAUUUUGCCGUUUGCCCUUUUGAGCGAGGCCCUUCGGGAUGGUCUUAAUCAUGCAUUACACUGCGAACAGCUCCAUCAACUUUCUGUAACCCGAACACCGUACGGACAAGUACGAUCAGCGACAAGUCAAUCCCCAUACCGCCGAGGCUCGCCGUGCGCUGAUGACCCCAACAAUCAACGGUUUUGUCUAUCAAUCGUAAAUAUCGUCGUAGCUGUUGCUGCCAAAUAGAAAAGAAGUGGUCCGGAACGAUGGCACAGUGCAAGAUCGAUUUCGGGGAGUGUCUUAAAGACUCGCCCAAGUUCAGGUUGCGACUUGAGCAGGAGGAGAGCGAGAUCGAGCACCUGGAGGUGCGGCUGGAGAAGAUCAUCAAAGCUUGCAGUGCGGCGGUGGACAGCGGCAAGGAGUACAUCCGCCAUCAGAGCACGUUCGCCACCUCGCUGUGGGAGCUGCAGCGGCACUUCCAGGACAGCAAGAACUCGACGAACGCGCUGGCCCAGCUCAUCCAGCUGCUGCAGGAGAUGAACAAGUUUCAUACGACGCUGCUCGAUCAGGCCAACCGGACUGUGCUGAAGGACCUCACCGGCUUCCUGAAGCGCGACAUCCGUGAGGUGAAAGAGUACCGGCAGAUCUUUGCCAAGGUGUCCGAGAACCUGGACGCGGCCGUGUACAAGAACUCGCAGGUCAGCCGCGGCCGCCCGGCGGACAUCGUCGAGGCGGAGAACCUGCUAUCGGCGACGAAGAGCUGCUUCAAUCACACGGCGCUCGACUACGUCAACUACAUCACGCUGUUGCAGAACCGCAAGCGCCACGAGAUACUGGCGACGCUUCUGAGCUACCUGCAGGCGUGCAGCACCUACUUCCACCAGGGCUCGGACCUGUGUGAGGACUAUGGCUCGUUCUUCAAGACGCUCGUCGACGAGAUCGGUCUCAUGCGCAGCGAGUACGGUGUGCUCGACAAGCACAUGCAAAACCGGCACAUGUGCGUCAACGACGCGGCCCGGACAGGCGACGGUGGUGACAAUCAUCCUUCCGACGGUGACCCCACGCUGGCCGGGAGUAGUUAUUCAGAGUCGGAAGGUGGCGUUGACGGUGGUGGUGGUGGUGGCAACCGGGGAAGUGGUAGCGCCAGUGGAAGCGAUCACCGCCAUCCGGGCUACAUGGAGGGCUACCUGUUCAAGCGCACCUCGAACGCGUUCAAAACCUGGAACAGGCGGUGGUUUUGCAUGCGCGAUAAUCAGCUGUUCUACCGGAAGCGCACCGGCGAGGAGCAGCCGACCGUGAUGGAGGAGGAUCUACGGCUCUGCACCGUGCGCCCGUUGGCCGACUCCGAUCGACGCUUCUGCUUUGAGGUGAUUUCACCGACCAAAUCGCACAUCCUGCAAGCCGACUCGGAGGCGAUGAUGAGCGCGUGGAUCAGGGCACUGCAGAAGGGCAUCGAUUCCGCCAUCCAGCACAACAGCCCGUACAGUAACGAUAUGCGAGGCCGGGCCGGCGUUAGUGGCGGUGGUGGCGGAGGGGCCGGCAGUGGCGGCGGAGCUGUCGGUGGAGGUGCGGGAGGAGCGGGCGGGGGUGCCCGAGGAGGAGGAGAGUACUCGCGCGGUUCGGCGGAUGGGGGCGGAGGAGAUGCGGGCGGACGCGACCGGGCAAGCCGUGGUUCCGAUGGCACCCGGAAAGGCUACAAGAAAAUCAACUGGACCCAGAUGCUGAAGAUCCCGGGCAACUCGCGGUGCGCGGACUGCGGCAACGCGGAUCCGCGCUGGGCCUCGAUCAAUCUCGGUAUCACGCUGUGCAUCGCGUGCUCAGGCGUGCAUCGGAGCCUGGGCGUGCACUACAGCAAGGUGCGCUCGCUGACGCUGGACGUGUGGGAGCCGGAGAUACUGCGCGUGAUGAUCGAGCUCGGCAACGACGUGAUCAACCGGGUGUACGAGGGGAAUACGGCGCGGCUGGCGCGGUUCGACCGCGCGACGGACAACUGCGAGAUCGCGGUGCGCGAGGCGUGGAUCCGGGCGAAGUACAUCGAGCGGCGGUUCGUGGUGCCGCUGGAGGGGCUCGGCGGGCUGCCAGUGGGCCUGCCGGACGACAGUAGCACCUCGUCGUCGACGCUGUCGUUCAAGAGCAUCGGCGCGGACAGCUCAAAGUUCCCGGAGAAGUGGAGCAUCAAGAAGCUGCGCCGUCGCAGCUACCGUCAGCUGCUUAGACGCCCGCACCGGGGCGUAGGUGUGGCCCCCAGCGGCACGACCGUUCCAGUCACCAACCUGGAUGACGAUGACGACGACGACGGCGACGAUGAGCGGGAGAAAGAAGCCGACAGCUGCGAGCGGCUGGAAGAUGAGGAUGAUGGAGAGCCGGGUGGGUCACGGGCCGUGCCGGACGCGGACGAGAAGGACGUGCGGGGCGAGCUGGUGCCGAAACAGUUCGCCGACAUCCUGCUGAUCGGUGACAGCAUCCUCACCAACGACCACCACCUGCCGGACGAGGACCUGUUGCUGCUGAACUCGGACCAAGAGUCGACCAGCGGCGAGGAGGACAACGCAAUCAUGGCGUGCGAGGAGCUCGAGCGUCUGUCGCCCAACUAUCUACUGUACAAGGCGGCCAGCGGCCACAACCUGCCGGUGAUGAGCCAGGCGCUCGCGCUCGGCGCCGACAAGAGCUGGGUGAACGCGGACGACGCCGACCGAACGCCGCUGCACGCCGCCGUCCUGUCCGGCUCGGUCAUGUCGUGCGAGUUCCUGCUGCUGAACGGCGCCUCCAUCAACGCGACCGACCGGCACGGCCGCACCGCGCUCCAUCUCGCCGCCGAGCAGGGUUCUGCCGCCCAGGCCUACCUGCUGCUCAAGCACAAGGCGCAGUACGACAUCGCCGACGUCGACGGGCGCCGGCCGAUCGACAUCGCGGUCGAGAAGGAGGACGCCGACAUCGUCACGCUGCUGCGGCUCACCCUGCUGAACGACGAGAUCGGCUCGGGCGAGGACGGUGACUCCUACACCGGCGGUGACUCCACCUACGUCGCCGUCAUGAACGAGUUUUCCCAUCUCGCCAGCAACCAACCGCAGCGCCUCCAACGCAAUCGUCAUCAGCAACAGCAGCAACAGCAGCAACAGCAACAGCAGCAACUGCGCCAGCAGCACGUCAACGCCGACAUCUCCUCCACCGUCACCGUUGCCGUCACCGAUCUCGAUGCACCGCUGACCGAACCAAACGAAAAAGCAUAGGUCACACACUCACACACAGCUACAGCCAACGGUGCCCUUGUUCGAGAUGUGCUUCCAGAUGUCCAUUUCCCAUCUCACCACCGAGCUGGUUUGCUUUCCAAAACCCUGUGCCCUAGGGGCGAUUCUCAAUCGCAACGCCCAAUGCUGAAUCUCUAUUGUGCAAAACGGGCUUUUUUCUUCAUCACUUUAUUCGGCUGUAGUUGUAAUUUUAUUACCGUUACUAAACUUCAUGCGCUAUUUUUCCGGCCCUCAUUUCCAUAAACAAUCUGAGUUCGUUGUUGAAUAGCAUUCAAAUGUUUCAUGUUUGUUUUCGCUUAAUAUGUUCUGCAAUGCAAACGCAGCAAAACAAACAAGAACAAGUAUGCGAAUCUCUCUACUACGAUCUUGUUCAACAACUGGCGCACGAUUCCUUUUUUUCUAGUUCCAAAAACGGUGGCUCCAAGAGCAUCGGCUUACAAAAAUACUAGGAUUAUUCCAUUCCUUUGGAGGAGUAGAUAGAGUAUCGAAAUUGCUGAAAAACAAAAGCUGAAAUAUUUUAUGAUUCUUACCAUUUGCUAAUCGAUUCUUCCAUCAUUUGUUUUACCUUUGCAGUUAUUUAUUCGGAGCAUUCCUCCAAUACUUUAGCUUGCCUUUUUUUGGUGAAAUAGUUUCACUGCAUAGUUUCUUCACACAUGUGGUUUUGUUUUAGAAAACAAAACAAUGAAAUCAUUCGAAAACACGUUUCUUACUGAUAGCUAUAGUUUCUUACGCUCACCAUUCGAUCCGCCACCGUUUCGCGACGCAAACAACAGCAGCCCUCCACCCCCCCCCCCCUCAAGCUCCGCCCAACCAAAGCCAACAUUGGGGACACGGAACGUUAAGCUGCUUGUUCCCGUCACGCAAAACAGAGGGUUCAACAUUCCGCAUUGCAAGCAAAGGAACAGUAUUGCCCGAUGUUUGCUGCCUUCGAUAAGCACAAGGCAGGACGCAAGUAUUCUCCAGAAGUUCUCGAAAUCUCCGCUUGCGCUUGGCCUUGCGGUUAGUUAGUUAGUGCCUCUUGUUCUUGAUCCUCCAAGAUGGCACCGUUCCAUCCCGUUUUCCUUGCUGACGGCUUCUAUCGGUUUAUUAAGAUAUAUUAUCGUAUAGCGUUUCGAUUUAUAGCUACCGCAUCACCAGCAACGCCUCGAGCAAAGGGAGUUGUAAUAUGAUAAUAAUAAUAAUAUUAUUGCACCUAAACCACUACCAACCUUACGAGCCAAAUAGGGAAAACACUUAUUGUUUAAGUUAAGCAUAUUAUUUGAAGGAAAACAAAACAAAACGAAACAGAAAAAAAACACAUACACACACACACAUGGAUAAUGUAUUUACUUGAAA
This is a messenger RNA of Anopheles coustani, 4701 nucleotides long. It is a transcript of the gene CenB1A, whose product is annotated as arf-GAP with coiled-coil, ANK repeat and PH domain-containing protein 2. Gene Ontology annotation, cellular component: cytoplasm. Gene Ontology annotation, molecular function: protein binding; GTPase activator activity. The transcript is spliced from 5 exons. The coding region runs from base 385 to 3348 and encodes 987 amino acids. The record is from RefSeq and is a predicted model, not a curated record. Lineage: Eukaryota; Metazoa; Arthropoda; Insecta; Diptera; Culicidae.